Drosophila subpulchrella is the source of this 1359-nucleotide messenger RNA. RefSeq names its product protein rolling stone. Gene Ontology annotation, cellular component: membrane. The record is from RefSeq and is a predicted model, not a curated record. Bases 1 to 828 code for a protein of 275 amino acids. NCBI's taxonomy places the organism in Eukaryota, Metazoa, Arthropoda, Insecta, Diptera, Drosophilidae. The transcript is spliced from 4 exons.
AUGCGUGAUAAGAGCCAGGAGCCCUGCUGUCUGCCCCUGAAGGAGGAGUUCCAGCGCUCCAAGUUCUCGCUGCACUACGAUGAUCCUGGAGCCUUCUGUCGAUCGCAAUGGCAGAAGGGGGAUCGGAACAUCAUAUGGCUGCUCUACCGAUGGAUCCUGGCUGCUUUCUUUGGUGGCGGUGUUAUCGGCUGCAUGGUGGACACCUUUAACAAUGGUCGAUGGUUUAUUUAUCUCACGGAUUGGGGAUUUUCCUUAUGCUUUUAUAGCUGCCUUUAUGGAGCGAUAAUAGCCACCAUUUAUUUCAUAAAGCCCUCGUAUUUUGCUCCCGGAAGUUGGGCCUUGAAGAUCUACUGGAUUUCCCACUUCACAACUGUAGUUCUAGGCAUGAUGAUCAGCCUGGUCUUCUGGACUGCUCUUUUUCCAUCUAUGCCAGGAAUGGGGGCCGAUUUGUACAACCUGUGGGCGCAUGCUUUUAAUUCGAUUUGUAUGAUUUUCGACGUCUUUAUGGUCGCCUUUCCCACCAGAAUUAUGCACUUUGUUUAUCCCUUCACCGUUGGCAUUACCUAUGGCAUAUUUUCAUUAAUUUACUUCUGGGCUGGCGGAGCAGAUCCAAUGGGAAAUCGCUUUAUCUACUUCAUCUUGGACUGGGAGCAACCUGGUCUGGCCAUUGGAACGGUUUGUGGAUGUAUUGUCAUAGUGAGCUGCUUUUGCGUCGUGGUCUUCGGAUUCUACAGGUUACGCAUCUCGAUAUACGAAAGCUGUAGUAAAAAACCUGAGGAAAUUCCAGCCACUGCCAUUCCUCCCAAAGAACCAGCUCCAGUUGUUUGAUUGAAAAUCUGCCAUUCCCUUGUGCGACUUCGAAGAUUUUGGCGGCGGGUUUUUAGGCAUGAUUCGGUUUUUUUCGUGCAUCAUGAAACCAAAGACCCCAGGAAAAGCUUUAAUUUUCAGCAAUAAAUGCUAUUUUUGCUGUAUAUAAAGGAAAUAUUCAAUGUGAACUUCCCCAAACGUAUAAAAUGUUGUUUAUAUAUGCAUAUAUGAAAUUCUUUAUCUGCAAUUCAUAUUGAAGUUUUAGAAAUGAUUUCAGACAUUUUACUAAGCAAAGAUUGAUAAAAUAUAGUUUUGUUUAAAAAACAACGUAUUAAGAUUAAGAUCAAGAUUUAAUAAACAGAGUAGAAUAACAUUACAUCUCCAUGUUAAAAAAAAAUUACAUUUGAAUUACUAUUUCCUUUUUUAAACGUUUAACGAAACCUACGAACAGUAAAAUCAAGCAAUAACACCUCGUAAGGAAGUAAAAUAUAGUGACGAUCGCACCUUCAACAUACAAAAGUUCUGAUAUCAACUUUAUUGACAAAAAUGUAU